Messenger RNA from Dovyalis caffra, 1296 nucleotides. The record is from the annotation of a GenBank genome assembly. NCBI's taxonomy places the organism in Eukaryota, Viridiplantae, Streptophyta, Magnoliopsida, Malpighiales, Salicaceae.
AUGAUCAAAAUCACAGCCCCUUCUCCCUCACCACAUCAACACCACCACCACCACAGGUGGGCCCCAUCUCCCACCCCCACAAUCGCCGCAACCACUGCAGCCACCACAAUUGCCGUCACCCCCACCACUUCUUACCAAUCCUCACCACCACCACCAACCUCCAAACUCCCAGUUGACUUCAGCCCAACAUUAAUAGCCAUGGUGGUGGUAGUCGCUGCCGCCUUCUUAAUAAUCACAUACUCCCGCCUGAUUUCCCGUUCUCUACUCCGAGUGCUCCGCCGAUGGAAACGGUGGCGCCGCCGCCGCCGCCGUUACUUCCCUUCCUCAAAUGGUGACCUUGACUCCCCACCUCCCCUCUUUGACUCCCCAGAAGGCUUCCAUGUUUACUCUCCAUACGGGCUUGAUGAGUCUGUCAUCAAGACCAUCCCCCUCUCACUCUACACCACAAAAAAUAACAAUAGUUUUCCCAAGCAAAUCAAAGACUGUGCUGUUUGCCUGCUUGAAUUCGAAGACGAUGAAUAUGUCCGCACGCUCCCUGUUUGCUCGCAUGCAUUUCAUGUUGACUGUAUUGAUAUUUGGCUAAGAUCACACGCGAAUUGCCCGCUUUGUCGUGCCGGAAUUUUCAGAGCAGAAUCUCCAUUUAUUCCCCUCAUGGCCGCGAGAAUUCGUCCCAGUCUUGAUGAAACAAUCCUACGCAGUAAUUUUCUUCCGCGCGAACCGAUAAUUCAAAGUCCACUACGCACUUAUUCUACGGUUACAGCCACAACUACAACUACAGUAUCAGAGAUUACACCAUGUCCUGAAGAACCAGCACCACGAAGACAUAGCAUGAACAAUUUUAAUACUAAUUCUGAGGAUAGAUUCAAUGGUCGUGAUCAUUUCUUCUUGAAAAGAUCUUAUUCUUUCGGAUUUGAACGGAGCUUACCGUCCGAGAGGAUGUUAGUGACGGAGCCAGCUACAGCUUCUCCGUGGAGGUAUAGAAGAGGGAGUUUUUGGAAACGGCCGUCACCGUUUGAAUCAAUAUCAAAAGCUAGAGUUUUUUCGUUUAGAUAUUAUAGAGGGAUGAAGUCCCCGUUUUUUAGGCGGAGAGGAUCAGGAUUUUUCCCGUUAUCCGAAAGGUUCUCCACUGCAGGCGGAGGAGGUGGUGGUGGAUCGUCGAGGAGGAGUAAGUCUAUGGCGAGUCCAAUGUUUUUGAGAUCAUCGGCGGGGUCAAGCAUGGCUGCGUUUUCGUCAAGCCGGCUAAGGUGUGGGGAUCCCGAGGCACUACUGUCACCGGAGAGGUUUAACAGGAGGUAG